This is a messenger RNA of Zootoca vivipara (common lizard), 11171 nucleotides long. It is a transcript of the gene APAF1, whose product is annotated as apoptotic peptidase activating factor 1. Gene Ontology annotation, biological process: apoptotic signaling pathway; regulation of apoptotic process. The record is from RefSeq and is a predicted model, not a curated record. Gene Ontology annotation, cellular component: apoptosome. Gene Ontology annotation, molecular function: ADP binding; protein binding. Lineage: Eukaryota; Metazoa; Chordata; Lepidosauria; Squamata; Lacertidae.
GUGGGGGCUUCUUGAGAGGCGGGGGCUCCGUCGAACUAGGCGCCUCCCCUCGGAAGGUGCGGUGCGGACUCGCCCCGCCCCCGCUAAGCGAUUCGCCUUGCUCCGGGGAGGAGGAAGUGGCCGCUAUUUCCUGGGUGCCCCACCCGGGGUGAAAAGAAGCAGACCCUGUCAGGGAAGCUGCGCCCCUGGCCCGCUCCCCAGAAAACGCGCAUGGUGCUGCUUGUGUUCUUCAGAUUACUGUUUGGAAUGGUGUAUUAUAAACUUCAGUGAACCCCUGGUUCAUGAUUAAUUAGAGAACUACCUACAUACUGAUGCCUCCAGAAUCAAUUGCAGAUUGAAAUACUGCUCAUGUUACCAUUCAGCAAGGAAGAAGCAAGUUGGAAUAAAAAUGGAUAUGAUGGCUCGAAGUUACUUGCUUCAGAAUUGCGAGGCAUUGGAAAGAGAUAUCAAGACUUCUUACAUAAUGGAUCAUAUGAUUGCGGAUGAAGCAUUAACAUUGCUGGAAGAGGAGAAAGUAAAAGCCCAGACUACACAGAGAGAACGAGCAGCUAUGUUAGUAAAAAUAAUUCUUGCCAAAGAUAAUUAUGCUUACGUAUCCUUCUAUAAUGCACUGCUUCAUGAGGGAUACAAAGAUCUUGCUGCCCUUCUCCAGGAUGGCAUCCCUAUUAUUUCCCCUUAUAAUGGAAAGAACUCUAUGGAUGGAGUAACUUCAUAUGUUAAGACAAUUCUCUGUGAAGGUGGUGUUCCACAGCGACCAGUAGUGUUUGUCACUCGUCCAGAACUAGCAAAUAGAAUUCAACAGAAAUUGUAUAAAUUAAAAAGCGAUCCAGGAUGGGUUAUUGUUUAUGGCAUGGCAGGCUGUGGAAAGUCUGUUUUGGCGGCAGAAGCAUUACGUGACCACAGUCUUUUGAAAGAUUGUUUCCCAGGAGGAGUACAUUGGGUUUCUGUUGGGAAACAAGACAAGGCAGGUCUGUUAAUGAAACUCCAAAAUCUCUGUCUAAGAUUAGACCAGGACUUCACUUACUCUCAGAGGCCACCACUUAAUAUCGAGGAAGCUAAAGAUCGCCUUCGUUUGCUAUUUUUGCGCAAAUACCCAAGGUCUCUCUUGGUGCUUGAUGACAUUUGGGAUUCCUGGGUAUUAAAAUCCUUUGACAGUCAUUGCCAGGUUCUUAUCACCAGUAGAGAUAGGAGUGUAGCAGAUUCUGUAGCUGGCAAUAAAUAUGAAGUUCCUGUGGAAAGUGGACUAACACAUGAAAAAUCACUUGAAAUAUUAUCUCGGUUUGUUAAUAUAGAAAUAACAGAACUACCAGAAAAAGCUGAUUGUAUUGUAAAAGAAUGCAAAGGUUCUCCUCUUGUGGUAUCUUUGAUAGGAGCAUUAUUAAGAGAUUUCCCCAAUCGCUGGGAAUACUAUCUUAAACAACUUCAAAAUAAGCAAUUUAAAAGAAUAAGGAAGUCAUCAUCUUAUGAUUAUGAAGCACUUGAUGAAGCCAUGUCCAUAAGUGUUGAAAUGUUGCCAAAAGAUUUCAAAGACUAUUACAGAGAUCUUUCUGUCCUUCAAAAGGAUGUUAAAGUGCCUUCAAAGGUAUUCUGUAUUCUUUGGGAUAUGGAGACAGAGGAAGCUGAAGACAUACUGCAAGAAUUUGUUAACAAAUCUCUCCUGUUCUGUGAUCGGAAUGGAAAAUCAUUCCAGUAUUACUUGCAUGAUCUCCAACUUGACUUUCUUACAGAGAAGAAUCGCUCUCAGCUUCAAGCACUACAUAAGAAAGUAGUUGAUCAAUACAAUAAAUGUUAUAAACAGUAUAUACCAUCACAAGAAGACUGCAUGUAUUGGUAUAAUUUUCUGGCCUACCAUAUGGCAAGUGGCAAUAUGCACAAUGAACUCUGUGCUCUCAUGUUUUCACUAGAUUGGAUUAAAACCAAAACAGAAUUGGUAGGACCUGCUCAUUUAAUUCAUGAAUAUGCUGAAUACAGUCAAAUAUUGGAUGAAAAGGAUGCCAUUGCAUGUGAAAACUUCCAGGAAUUUCUAUCCUUAAAUGGGCACCUCCUUGGGCGGCAACCGUUUCCAGACAUUGUACAGCUGGGUCUAUGUCAACCAGAAAGUUCAGAAGUCUAUCGGCAAGCAAAACUAAAAGCUCAGGAAGAAGUUGAGAAAGGAUCGUUUUAUGUGGAAUGGAUAAAUAAAAAAUCCAUGAAGAACAUGUACCGUUUGGUUGUGCGUCCACAUACAGACGCUGUUUACCAUGCUUGUUUUUCCCAGGAUAGACAAAGAAUAGCUUCAUGUGGAGCUGAUAAAAUGCUGCAGGUGUUUAAAGCUGGAAGUGGAGAAAAACUUUUGGAAGUGAAAGCUCAUGAUGAUGAAGUGCUGUGUUGCACUUUUUCAGCAGAUGACAGAUUUGUUGCCACUUGUUCGGCAGAUAGAAAAGUAAAAGUCUGGAAUUCAAGAACAGGGCAGCUUGUGUGUGUGUUUGAAGAACAUGCAGAGCAGGUCAACUGCUGCCAGUUUAACAAUACAAAUCAUCGCCCAUUUCUAUUGGCUACAUGUUCAAAUGACACUUUUGUCAAACUCUGGGAUUUGAACAAGAAACAGUGUCGUAAUACACUGUUUGGUCACAGCAGUUCUGUUACUCACUGCAGAUUUUCACCAGAUGAUAAGUAUGUGGCUAGUUGCUCAGCAGAUGGAACUUUAAAGCUUUGGUAUGCACAUUCGGCAAAUGAACUGAAAACUAUUGACUUAGGAGACUGCUUUAGAAAUGUGGAUGACUACCAGGAUGAUGUGGAAGUCUUAGUGAAGUGUUGCUCCUGGUCAUCUAAUGGAACUACAGUGUUGGUGGCAGCGAAAAACAGGCUUUUUCUUUUUGACGUUAAGACCAGUGAUUUGUUGGCAGAGGUUCUUAUAAGCCACCACAGCACUAUUCAGUACUGUGACUUUUGUCCCAACAGCCAGAUGGUUGCAGUUGCUUUAUCACAUUAUUCUGUUGAAAUAUGGAAUAUUGAAUCCUCUUCCAAAAUUGCUGACUGCCGAGGACAUAUGAGUUGGGUCCAUUCUGUGACAUUUUCACUUGAUGGGUCUUUAUUCCUCACUUCUUCUGAUGACCAGACAAUAAGGAUAUGGGAGACAAAGAAGGUGUGUGAGUCCUCUGCUGUUGUAUUGAAACGUGAAAUAGAUGUUUUGUUCCCUGUUAAUGAAGUUUUCAUCUUGGCUAUUGACAGUAUGAAGCAUCUGCAACUAAUCAAUGGCUUCACAGGCCAUACUGUUUAUCAGACUGAAGAACAGGAGCCUUUCAUUUGCUGCUGUUGCCUAUAUGAAGACAUUCAGACUGCAGCAUUUGGGGAGAAGAAUGGAACAGUAAAGGUAUUAAAUCUGUCAAGUGGGAAUAUUUUAAAAUCCAGAACUGGACACAAAGAAGCUGUACAACACUGCCAGUUUACUUCUGAUGGGAAAACACUCAUUUCAAGCUCUGAUGACUCAACUAUACAGGUGUGGAAUUGGCAAACAGAGGAAUUUAUUCUCCUGAAAGGUCACAAGGAACCUGUCAAGAAUUUUCACCUUCUAAAACACUCAGGGCUUCUUUCAUGGUCAUUUGAUGGGACAGUUAAGCUCUGGAACACAGUUACAGGAGAACUUGAGAGAGAUAUCAUUUGCCAUGAAGACACCAUUCUUUCUUGUGUAAUUUCACCCAAUACCACUAUGUUUUCCACUACCUCUGCUGACAAGACUGCCAAGUUAUGGAGUUUUGAAAGUUCAUCGGUUCUUCAUAAGCUGAAUGGUCACGACGGCUGUGUGAGGUGCUGUGCCUUCUCCCUUGACAAUGAAUUGUUGGCCACAGGAGAUGACAAUGGGGAAAUACGGGUUUGGAAUGUAUUGAGAGGAGAACUGCUUCACCUCUAUUCCCAUGCUUCAAAAAGUGAGGGAGAAUCAGCCCACGGAGGCUGGGUAACAGACCUUCACUUUUCCCCUGAUAGUCAGAUACUUGUUUCUUCUGGGGGAUGCAUUCAGUGGUGGAAUGUAGCUACUGGGCAACUCCUACAAACAUUCUAUACAAAUGGAACAAAUCUUAAAUCAUUACACGUGUCUCCAGAUUUCAAAGUAUGUGUGACUGUUGAUAAUCUUGGCAUUCUUUACGUGCUACAGAUUAUGAAAUAAAUCUGUUUAAAACUGAUUGUAACUGCAGUGUUUUGAGCCGGAAGCAUAUUCCCAAAAAACUUUCUUUAAACUGUGAAGUCAUUUUUCUCUGGCAUAAAUUACCUGUAUAGUAAAUUUGUAAACGUUCCUAAAUCAGCAUACAUUUUAUAUGUUGUGUUUUGAUCAGCAGUUUGAUAUGCAUUUUUUGUGUGGUUAGUGACAUCCAGAUUAAACUUUAGUCAAACUUUAGUCCCCCUGAAAUCAAUGGGGCUAAUUAUUGAGGACUAAAGUUGCCCUGAUCCUAUAUGUAUACUAAGUAGUAUACUAAUGAUAAUUGGAAGGUGAAUUACCAGCCCUAUGAUUACUGAAAUCUUUUCACUGAUCUAUUGGUAAAUGUUUCUAAGCCAUAAGUAGAUUUUCAUAAAAUACCAUAAACCUGUUUUACUAAUGCAAUUUUGUCUUGAGACAAAAGUAGGUGUGUGGAUGUUCUAAAAAAAACCCACCUUAAUAUUUUAAAAGAAUUUUAAGAGCCAUGAUACACAAUGUGACUAAAAACUCCAAUAGGAGAAAAUUAAACUCCAAAUGGUACUAUUAUGUUUUUAGGAGUAGCAGAUUCAUGUUUCUCAAACAUAACCUUGGUUUGCACGUAACACUAGGCCAAACAAUGGCCAAUUGAGUUUACAAGUGUUUGAGUAUUCGUAGGAAAAAUUGUCACCCUGCUGCUGCCAUGGUCCACAGAGGUAAGCCAAACUAAGCCAGUGGUUUGACUUGGCAUUACAUCAAAACCUGAGUACCUGUAUAGUUGUCUGGAUGAGACAACCCAUGAACACUGGCUCAGGCAUAACACUAAGUCAAACAGUUGCUUAGUGCUGCAACAAAGCAGAUGUAAUUUGUUCUGUGAGUAUCACAUACGUUCACAUUUGAGCUAUGGUUUGUGCAAACUGGGCCAGUGUGGUAAAUGUGCAGAACUCUUGUCUCCAUAUGCCCUAAGAAUAAAGCAGGUGCAAUUUUCUGAAGGUAAAUUUUCCCUGAAGUUAUUGGAAGCUGGCUUAUCUUUUUGUUUUUGGAUAAAACCAAACUGUCAGUGUCUGAUCUACUAAAGUAGAUAGUAUUAUUUCAAAUGAAGUUUUCUGAUUGCAAAAUCCUAAUGUAUCUUAUUUUUUAUUUUAAGAUAGCAUAUCUCAGAUUUUUCUCAACUGCAUUUCUUCACUCUUGUGUCAGCAGAUAUUUAAUUGAAAAGGACAACAUAAAAUAAUUAAUGUUGAAUAUAAUCUUUAACCAAAAUAUAUUGUCCCCCUUCGGGUCAAAUUCUCGUCAUACAUGGGACCCCUCCCAUCAUCAUCUUAAUGGAAUGGGAGCCAGUCCAGUGAUGUCAGGACUCCAGAUCAAAAGGGAGGAGUCUGCAAUGUGACUCUUUCCCAUGUUGGUGUCACCAACUGUGAGUACACACCACAAAUCUAGGAUUUUCACCAUUAACGUCUAAGGAGUUUAUGAGCAGCUUAGGAAUAGAAAUUAUUUCCAAUGCAUUAGCAAUCUCUAAUAAUUAUAGCAACCAAUUAGUAACACUUGUUUCAAAGUUUUUGCCAUCUGAAGGUCCAUUUCAAUACUUCUUGUGUUUGUGUUUCAGGUUAAAUUUAAUCAUUGCCUUUCUGCAGUUGCCAAACUGGGUGUUUUUUUAAUGUUGUGUUUUAAUUAACAGUACCCUCAUGCUGUAUCUGGAAAUGUGGUCCUUUGGGCUAGCUUCAGUGAAUUGUGACCCUAUUCUCACCUGUGUAUCCCUUGCUAGGAAGCAUUCCCAUAAAAAAAGAACACAAUUCAAAGGGAUGUAAAGGAAACCCUUACUUUUUGACACAAUGUUCCACUGAAUGGCUGUGCAGGAGCUGGAGUGGAGAUUUGUGUUAUGGGGGCUCAUUAAGAUUCAAUGAAGAAAGUUGAAGAAACAAGGAUUUAGUUGGGUUUUUAAGAGGUUUAAUUUAGAUUUUUGUAGCUUGUGGACAAUAUUUCAAGGUAACAUUCAUCAAAUGAGAUUGUCUAAAUUUUCCACUGGCAUUAUCUAUUGCAACUUAAGAUAAAACUAGAUAAUUAAAAUGAGGCUCAUUGGUCUAUUAUGUUAGGAGAAAGGAAUUGUUUCCGGUUUAUCUGGCAUUACAAGAGAUAAUAGGAGUACUAAUAGCAGCUCAACUUUUGCUUUUAGCUAUACUAUACUGUACUGUGUUGGUGUUAAUUGGAAUAUAUCUUUGCAUCAAGGGAAAUUGCUGAAUUUGCUGACUGCUGAUUUUUUAAAAUGUUUCUAAAACUUUGCUGUAGCAAAGUUGCUGGGUUUUAAUUAAACAAGUUGUGCAUUUGAAAGCAAUAAAUAUUUUAAUAUAUUGCAGGAUGUGGUGCAUUUUUUCUGUCUUAGUCCAUACAUUUUCUUCCUUUUCUCCAAAGUUCAAAGUCUUCUCCAUAUGAGAAUUUUCUUUUCUCAUCUAGAAUAUAAGGGUGCAUAGAGGUAAGCCCCAUUAGAACUUAGCAAGACUUCCAAGUAAAGCAAGACUUCCAAGUAAAGAGGCAUAGAUUGUGUUGAAAUAAUAGAACAAGCAUCUAGGUCUUGUCUUUUGUGGAAAGACGAUGUUUUCUCUGUGCCAAAGCUCAGUGGCUUUGCAAGUGGAGUCAGCUGUAGGAACAUAAUUUGUGAAACUCUGUAAAUCAUUAUAAAAUGGUCACUUCAUUUGUAUGUUGUAAUCCCCUCUAUCCAUUCCUGGUUUUUGUAUUCCUAGUGUGCCUUUACAUACAAACUGGUAAACUUUUACUUGUGCUUGCAAUUCAAACCAGUAUCCAAUCUGGUUUGCAGUCCUGGUAUGCUGUGCAAGUUCAAACCAGAGUUUGCCAGUUUGGAUGCAAAGGUGAUCUGGGAUAAUACAAACCAAAGAAAGGCAGAUUUGCAGGUGAAGAAGGAGUGUUUUCCAUGAUUCAUCUGUAUAGGACAAAACCAUGACUCACAGUUGGCUCAGUUCAAAGUGUCAUUGUGUCUCACUGUAUUAAAAAUGGUAAGUUAUGUCCUUGUGAGCAUAAGGGAAGUUGUCUGGUGGAUAAAUUUGUUGCUUUGAAAGCUUGAUCUUCUAAUUAUAUCUGAAUUCCCUUUCUCUGUUGCUUAGUGACAAGCUCAGCCUCCAGUGUGGGCAAAGUAGUGAAACAGUGUUAUGGCAUCUAGUGGCUGCUUUCUGAUAUUAUCACAGGACAGCACAAACCCCUCUGCUGUGCUACUGUGAAUGACUUGCCGGGGGCAUUGUUUAACAGUUCUUCCUCACAGUCUCUUUAGUAUUUGUGUCUCCUUAAUUAAAAUACCACCAUGGCAAGGCAGUCCUGGUAAGUAACUAUAGUUUCAUCUCUUUUCUCAUAAAAUCAGGUUGGGAUAUUGCAGAUAAAUAAAGUACUGUACACUAUGGAACUCACUCCCACAGGAAGCAGUGAUGGCCACCAGUUGAGAUGACUUUGAAGGAGGAUUAGACAAAUCUAUGGAGGAGAAGGCUUUCAGUGGCUUUUUUCAAAUGGCAUAUCCAAUUCUAGUACAGUCAUACCUCGGUUUAAGUACGCUUCGGUUUGAGUACUUUCAGUUUAAGUACUCCACGGAUCCAUCCGGAACGGAUUAAUCCACUUUCAAAUACUUUCAAUGGGAAAGUUUCCUUCAGGUUAAGUACGGACUUCCGGAACCAAUUGUGUAUUUAAACUGAGGUACCACUGUAAAGAGUAUGCAGUAAGGAAAUUGUAUACAUAGAGCCAGGGCAGUAAAAAAUACUUUGGCAAUGCCACCUGCCAUAGAAUCAGUGUGUUUUGGCUAUACGUGAUUUUGACUUUAUCCCUGGAACAUAAACCCCUGUGUAAGUUUCAAUUAAAAAGUAAAAAGAGAGAGAGAGACUGGAUGUAAUGGAUUAAAAAAAAUGGCUGUUCAUUCUGAGGAGUUUAGCUUGUAACCCAGAAUUAUACCCAACCUUAAAUGAAAAACACAGUUCCCCGGUAGGCUGAGAGCAGAAGUAAAGUACAGCAGUUCUUAAUUUAGAAAACUCAGAGAUUAUUUUUAGAUGGUGUUCCCAGCUUUGCUAAAUGAAAAACUACCAUGCAUGUUCAGGUAAGUAUCAAUUAUUUUUAAUUUCCAUUAUAGUAGAGCCCUUGAGAUCUUGAAAAGCAUUGUGAUUUGGAUGUGCUAUACACAGACAUAACACUUCUUUGGGUUUUCUGUUUGUUAGGACAUCAAAUAUCUUAAAACAUUCCAUCUCAUAUUAAAGAGUUUUAAAUUUAUCUUUCAUUUCAGAAGCUAAGCAAAAGUGUUUCUGUAGCAUUGCACAUUUUGUGCAUGUCAUGCUUGCAAACUGGCCACUAGAAGCAAUGCUAUUUUCAAACCUUUGAUGUAACAAUGUAAAUAGUACUGAGUAUCGCAGUACCUUGAGUUGCUGUUGUGAAGUGCCUGCUGUCAAACUGAUUGGAUUGUGGAAAUCAAAAAGAAUGUGAUUGUUGAUGGGGGAAUUAACUUCUUCACAACAUUUGUCUUGGGAAUUUAUUGAUUGGCAAGUAAUGAUAUACAAUAGAUAUGCCUUCCAUGAGUUUAACUGGUUUUUUGUGUGCUUUUCUUUUUCUUUGAGAACUGCCUCAAAGAGGGUUUCUCAAACUGUGGGUCAGGGAUAGCCAGUGGGCCACCCCAGUGCCUCCUUACUCGCUCACCAUGCUCCCAACUGCCCUAGCAUCAGCUCCCUGCAAGCUCAGUGCAUAGGCAUGUGUGAGGAUGUGAGUUAAGCAAAUGAGGCUAUAGCAUGCAAGGCUGGAGGAGAGAGAACUGACAGGAGGCAGAUGGGCAAACCAACUGGGGGAAGGAGAGGGGCAAAAGGGGGGUGGGGAGCAGAGGAAAGAGAAAAAGAAGCAGCAGCCAGAGUUGCUGUGGUGUCUCCGCAUCUCCCCAGCACCACACAUGCUCAAACUCUUACCCUUCAUUUCAGUCCUCCUUCCAAGUCAGGAAGUCUCUCCUGCCCAAAAUCCAAGAUGGUAGCUGGUGUCUCCACCUCAGAACUAUCUAGCUUUGGGUAGCAGUACAGCAAACUGGUCAGCAGUUGUGUGUGCAUUUGCCCAUGCAGGGCUAAAGAAACAAAGGUGGAAGUAUGUGAAUGUGACUGAGAAUUGAAGACUUUGGGGGUAGAGGAAGGAAAUAAAUUCUCUCUUCCCUGAGGUGAAAGCACCCAAGGGUGCACUGAAGGAAUUUAAAAAGAGAUAAUUGGUUGAUUUUUUUGGCCGAAAUUUGUUUUAAUCGAGGAAAGGAAGUCAUUAUAAGAGGAAGAAGUGAAUGUAACAGCUGAGAUUAUGUGGCAGGUAGAGGAAUAUAAACGGGAUUUUCUUUGUAGAAAGUAUCAGUAACUGCCAGCUGAUUAUGUACACUUGGCUUCCAUCUGCCAUCACUUUGUGACAGAUUCUACCUCUGCACUGCCAUUUUGUAUCCGGUGGAUUGCCAAUAAUUUUUAGCCCUUUCAAGUGAAUACUUGUUGUGGGGUUUGAAGCCCCCAGAUCUAACUCAAAGCUCAAUAUAUAAUGCCUUUCCUCUGCCAGAAUGUGGAGUGAGUUCAUUGCAAACUUUCUAAAUUGAAAUUAAUUUUUUGAAGAAAAAAUAAACCAUUGACUGGUACUCAAUGAGAACAAAAGCACUUUUGGGGGCAUAAGCCAUUUUACGGGUGAAUUAGAGGCAUCUGUUUCAGGUCCUCUUGUGCCAGCUUCACCAAUUAUUCCUCUUUUUAAAAAGCGUUUCUUUUAUUUGUUCCCCAAUGAUACCUGAAUGAAGAAAUGAACAAAUCCAAAUUUCAAAUUUGCACCCAUUUCUUGUGUGUAAAUAUGUGCAAAUAAGCUUUAUGGUUUCAAGGAAGAAGCAGCUAAGUAUUAUAUUUUGUGAUAUUUUCAGCUCUGGUGCCUCAUUUAUGUCACUGGACUAAGAAAAUGCUUUUGCCUUCUUUCAUGACUUUUGCUAUUGUUUCCCUAAGUCAACUAUAGCAGCAAGGGCAGAGAGAGAGAGAGAGAGAGAGAGAGAGAGCGAGAGAGAGAGAGAGAGAGAGAGAGAGAGAGAGAGAGAGAGAGAGAGAGAGAGAGAGAGAGAGUGUUAAUGGCAGCUACCAAGCUUGUUCUCCUGGAAACUUGCUUCUUGUCCCCCCACCAUUGCUACCAUUUCUUUUAGAGGACUCUGCUGCCACGUACCUGAAGACCAUGUUGAGGUAGUGUUUGGUUUUCUUACUUUCAAUAUUUUCAGAGUAAACUUUGAAGGUGGGAUUUGAAGGGGCUGUUUGAAGAAUGAGACGCCUUACAGGUGGCAUGAGAGGGACUCCCAGGCAUAGCAAAGGCAGAGUAUUAGAUAUUCUUUAGAUAGCUUAGGGUGGAUGAACUGAAAGAAAUGUCAUGGGCAGAGCUUUAUUAGGAGGUGAGGGAAGAGAAAGAAGGUGGGGAAAGUGUACUGAGAACCUCAAAGGCAAGAACAAGAAAUUUGUAUUGCAGCCAGUGUAGACUGAAGGAGUUGUAUAUUCUGAGUGACAUGAGAGCAAAUUAUUUUGGUGGCUGAGUUCUGUAUAGAGGUAUUAGCCAAAGAGAUAACGAAAAGGUCAGAGACGAAAAACUAGCGUGAGAGCUAAACAUACCCCAGAAGAAGAGUAAUAGUUUGAUAACAUUAUAUCGAGGAUGUCAGGAAUGCUGAUGUGUAGCAAGGUCAAGAUGUUGCUGGGGAGGCUGAAGGUGCUAUUAAGAGAUACGUUGACAAUUACGGUAGGUUAGAUUUGAAGUCUGUGUUCUAUAGCAUAGAGACAUCCCACAUCCACCAAGUUCUAGCAUUGGCCUGAAGCACGGAGGCGUUCCCUUUUUGCCAACACUAGUCUCAUGUGAGAUAUUGAAAGCUGUUGAGUAAGUGAAGUGGUUCAUAGGAUCAUACCAUUGUCUCUUUGACAGUAAAGGCUGAUCCAUCACUUAACAACAGCUUAAUGUUCAAUAUUAUCCACACUAAAUUUUCCAGAAACUAAUACUGACUGUACAACUUCAAUUUAUUUUGUGU